AUGGGGGAGUUCGCGGAGGAAGAGGGCUGCGACUUCGAUCCCCUGCCGGCGCUCUCGGAGGACGAGGAGAAUGUGUCGCUGGCUGAUGUUCUCUCACUGCAAGAUAGCUGUCUUACUGAGCAGGAUAUUUGGGCUAUUUGCCUGGAGUGUAGUCAGUCUUUGAAGAGCGUCGUCCACUCUACAGUCUUCCACACCCUUUGCAUUACUCCCGACACUUUGGCUUUUAACACCAAUGGCAAUGUAUGCUUCAUGGAACAGAUCAGUGAUGAUCCAGAAGGAGCUUUUGUCCCACCAGAGAUCGAUGAAACUGGUAACACAUUUGAGGCCCAUCUGUAUUCCUUAGGAGCUACUUUAACAGCAGCGCUAGAGUAUACAAUGGAAACUGGAACGGAGCCGGAAUUUAGCCAGGAUCUGUAUGAUCUGCUUGGACAAAUGCAGAAGGAAAAUCCUAAAGAAAGGCCAGAUAUUGAGGUUGUUAUAUCAUUAUGCAAAGAGAAACUCAAGGUUUCCUCCCCAAGUGAUAUUUGCCAGGCCCUUUCAGCUACUGGAAGGAAAAUGCUUUCAAUUGAAUCAUAUGGCACCUUUCAAGACAGUUGUGAUGACAUCUGGGAAGGAACCUUCUAUGAGAGCCCUUUGCCGAAUGAAGAGCGCCCGGAUGAUAACGUGGCUAAGACUAGAACAGCGUCAGCAGAGGAGUCGACGUUUGCGAGAAGUGAAAGUUUUCGUGGCCCGUAUGCGCCCAAUGACGUAAACAGUGAUCUAAAGACCAUGAAACUCAACAAGAAGGAGGAGAGAGUUUGCUGUCAAAGUAUUUCAACCUGGGUUACAAAAAGCCAAGAGAGGAACAGUUUUACGAAACGCAACAAGGAGUUAGAUGCUAAGCCACAUGCAACCGGAGCGGAGAGAGAUUCGUUUGAGAGAUACUGUUUAAGGAAAAUUAGAACUUUUCCAAAUGUACCCUUUAACUCCGAGACACACUCAAGAGCAUGUUUAUCUUUUAUAGGGCAUCAGGCUUCACUGACAAGGAAGCCGUGUCAGUUGCAUCCUGGGGAUACUAUCUUAGAAGGACCAUUAAUUCAGUGUGAUCAUCCUGAAUCAAAAUCCGCAUCUCUUCUGCAUAACAAUUUCGGAGAACUUUGCCUGAGCCCAAAUACAUCACCAGGGUAUCCAAACCACAUGACAUCCAGUGAUGACAGAGAAGCAGUGGAUAUUUUUCCAUGUUGUUAUGCCAUUUCUGAAACUUCAGACCAAAAUAAUCCAGCAGAUGAAACAAGUCCUGAAUGCAAUGCGUUAGAAAACUGUCGUGUAAGAGAAUUCCGCAGCGAAGCGCCUCUAAAAUCAGGUCAAAACUGUUUGUUUUAUAUUAACAAAAUGUCUCCCACAUUCAUGGCGUCUAAGGAAGACGGAUGUAAUUCAAGCGUGCUAAGUUCUCCUGAAGAGAAACGCAGUGAGAGAACAGACUGUUGGGCUGAAGACAGAGAAUAUGACGACGGGGAUUCAGAAACGAGAAACAAUGAGGUAUGCGUUUUUCUGAAACAUUUCUUAAUACAGUACGGUAAACCCUUGAAAGAUUAUGAACUCUGGGCUUUGUGCCAUGAAUGUUUGCUCACUUUGGAGACAUAUACAGAUUAUCCAGCGUAUUUAUGUUUGGAUUCUGUAGUAAUCAACCUUGAUGGAAGGAUUUCUUUUGCUUCAUGUGGAAACGAAGAAUCAUUGGAUGGGUUUUACUUGGCACCUGAGGCAGCAGAAGAGGGUUUUGUUACUGAAAAGGCCUGUAUUUACUGUAUGGCUGCAAUUUUGUGGAGAGCAGCAAGAAGCAAUUUCCCACCCGAUCACAAAUUGGUGUUGCCAGGGAAACUGAAACAUUUUCUUCUGAGUAUGGCAAGAAGCAAGGCAGAAGACCGUCCUUCUUUAGCAGAUGCAAUUAAGAUUUGUCGUAGUUAUCUGCUUGAACAAAAUAUCAGCAGCAGGAUGAUUCUAGAGGUUUUAGCAAAAGUGGCGUUCCAGGACUUCAGAGAAGCGGAUUCUCUUACUGAUAGCUGGCCUUUUCAAAAAGAAAGUUGCUCAGGAAAUACUAACUUAGGAUUUUUGCCUAUGAGUAAUGAAAGUAAACUGGUAGCUGUUAAAGGACCGGUUCCAUGCCAGUCACCUUUAAACAGAGAAAGGAUCACGUUACCAAAUGCCUUCACUUCUUCGGCAACUCAUUUUAAGCCUAUUAUUCUGCAUCAGAAUAUAAACCAUAAAAUAGAUGCCAUUGCAACCCCCGUCGUAGACUGUGAAACCAUGACAAGAAUACCAUCUGUGAGUAGCAGAAAUCCAAUACCUUCAAGUAAUGACAAUGAAAACAAGACAGGUGAAAUUUCAAAUUUGUCUACUCCUUGUAUGAUGCCUGGUACUUUGGAGCGGAGUGAAGAAGAGCAGAAAAUGCUACAACAGAAGGAUUCCGAAGAGCAAUCUCCGAGCAGUAGUAGUUCCCCCCACCCUAACUUACCACUUCCCGACUCUUUAGAUGUGUCUCAAGAGAAAUGCAUUUUGGAAGCACCCCCCUCGGAUAACCCCAGCUCUGCCGUCCCAUCGAGUGUGACUUUUGUAAAUAAUUUCCUUUUAAAACAGGACCCAGAGACAAGGGUGUUGACUUUCGUACCCGUGCAGAUAGCAAUAUCGGAACAAAUACCCAAUAAACCCCUCCGUUCAAAAGCAACUUACAGCUGCUGCCCAAAUUUACACCUGCUCCUUUCAGAACCUGCGAUGGCCUAUGAUGCUCACGGAGCCUUGCAAGCAAAUUCAUCCUUAAGUGACGCGAUUAAAGAUCAAUUUGGUGACGUACAAAAUAAAUGUUGGGGCAUCAAAGCCAAGAUGGGUGAUUUAACACCAACAACAAUUAAUAAAGAGACGCAAACCAAGUGCUAUGAAAGUAAUCCAUGUCUUGUAUCCUUUAAGGAACCCAACUCAGAUACAGAGAUCUCAGAUCUCGCACAGGAUCCCUCGCUCGAUCAAAAUCCUGGUUCACUCUUCCCAGGAACUUCUCAGCAGAAUAAAGGAACGCAGAAUGUUGCCUUGGAGAGCAUUGUGCAACUUGUCCAACAAGAGUUUGCAUUUGAUAAAUCUCAAGACAUUACUGAAGCCCUAGCUAUAGGUAAAUAUAUUUUCACUUUAAAGGAUCUCCAAUACAAUACAUUUUGCAAUGCAGUUUCUGAGAAAUUUUGUGAACUUUAUUGGGAAGAAAAAUUGCUAGCAAAUCUUUACGGUGCAGCGAACGGUAGAAUUCCUGUCCCUGAAAGAAUUAAUGAACCACAACAUUUCAGCAAGACUUUCCAAAGCGAACCAAAUACCUUUCUGAGUGGCAGUGAGGAAGCAGAAGAUCAUGUUGCUGGUAUGGAUUCAGAGGAGAAGGAAGUUGAACCACAAACUCUCCUAGUUGACAUACAGACAGAGGGAGAAUGUUUGCAGACCGAGAAAUGUUGCAGUGGCCCAAGUGUUGCAGAAACAGAACAAAAGCAAGAAGAAAUUCAAGAAAGGGUGGAAGAAGAUACGUGCUCCAGCCCUUCCUCUCCUUCUGGAUUUUCUCCUGGUUGGAGAAGUGCCUUCUAUGGUUCAGAAUGGUUCAGUCUAGAUGUACACAAUUAUUUUAGAAAGCUUGGAAAACAAAAAGCUCAUGGAACUCAAAAUAUUGAUGCUAAAAAAACGGAACUUGACCAGCUGAUAAUGAUCGAGGCAAGAAAUUACAGGAAGAGCAUAAGCUUCUACCAGCGGCUGUUGUAUAAAGAGAGAAGCAGGAAAGGUGGAGAAAUAAGAACUUUCCUGCCAAAGCUGGAGAGACAGAUAGAAGAGAUGAAAUCAAAGACACGGUUUCUUGAGCUUGUGAAGAAGUAUAUCCAGAUUAUGUAUGCAGAAAAAUGGGGUGUUGAACCAUGCAACUUUCUUACAGUGGUUAAUAUGGGACAAAAUGAAAUGCUGGACAUCAGGGCCUUAGAUGACGUGCUGAUUUUUUAUCACAUAAACAAAACUCCAAGUGAAGCUCAGUAUAACCACAAUCAAAAUUGCCUAAGAAAUCUUCAAGCUGGAACUCCACUUGGAUUAAUGGCCUGCCUGUAUUCUAGAAACGCAUUUUUAAAAGGCUACGUUCAACAGUUCCUAUUCACUUUUCGCUAUUUCUGCUCACAAGAGGAACUUCUACAAUUUCUUCUAGAUAGAAUCAGAAUUACCUUGCCCAGUUCCAGCCCAGAAUCUUCCUCAUUGUUCAGCAAAAUAUACCACCGUAGUUUCUCCAUUCUUCAAGCUUGGAUCGAAGACUGUUACACCGUAGACUUUAGCAUAAACACUAAUCUCAUGCGAAUACUAAAAGACUUUAUCAUUUCCCAGGUGGUUCCACUCAAUGGUUGCGACAGACAGUUGCUGUCAUUACUUAAUAACAUUUCUAGCGAGAAAGAGAGAAAAGUUUCGCGGUUCUGCAAGAUGGAAGAAUGGGAACAAGGGAUGGAGCUCCAUGAAACACGAUCGUUACGUUUUUCACGUAAGAAGGACUCGGGAAAUGUUUUACAAAAGCAUCUUAGCUGGAGACUUUCAAAAGGCCCUGAACCCCAGGUGUGUCAUCGACCCACAACAGAAGAAUUGCCUGGCUUCUGCAUCAAAAUAGCCGAGGCUCCAUAUUUCUUAAACGAAUACACCGCGCAACAACUUUGUUCUCAGCUGACAUUAUUAGAACAGGAAUUAUUCCAUAAAUGCCACCCAGUGCAUUUUCUAAAUUCAAGAUUGCUCGGAGUCAAAGAUAAGAACGUGCCUCUCCCAAAGGCUUCUUCCUCUGAAUUGCUAUCUACUCCGACGUAUAACCUUUUUGCCAACAACUGUGUACAAGAUGAUUACCUCCUGCAGCUUUUAAAAUAUGCCGAUAAUGUCAGUACCUGGGUUGCAGCCGAGAUAGUCACCAGUUGCAGCUCUAAGGUACAGAUGAAUUGGGUAUCAAAAUUUCUCUUGACUGCCAAGUGUUGCUACAAGCAAAGAAAUUUUGCCACUGCCAUGCAAAUCCUGAGAGGUCUGGAAAAUCUCAUUGUCAGACAAUUGCCUAUUUGGAAAAACAUGCCUUCUAAAGUUUCUGAUAUACUGGAAGAACUGAAGGCUGUAGAGGUAUUUUUAAAAAGUGACAGCUUGUGCUUAAUGGAAGGGGAGAGAUUUAAAACAUCGUCAACAAUUCCAUCAGCUCACAUACUUGCUAUGCACAUACAGCAACUUGAAACUGGAGGAUUUACGAUGCGAAAUGGCACAUACAAGUGGACCAAACUUAGGAAUAUUGCGAAAGUUGUAAGCCAAGUUCAAGCAUUUCAAGAAAACCCCUACGUGUUCCCACCAGAUUGCCAAUUGCAAGAUUUCUUAAGGCAACGAAUAACUUUCCUUAACGACGCAGACAUCUUCACAUUAGCGGCUGAUAAUUAUGCCAACUUCCAUCAGAAACCUGAAAAGCAAUCUCGAAAAAUCCAAGAUGCAUUGCACAGGAUGAAAGCAAUGUUUCAGUGAGGUUUAUAUACAUCCCUCUCCAGCAAUUUUUAUUUCAAAAAACAUCUUCCUGGAUCGCUUACUAAAACAGAAGAAGGGCUUUGUAUGGUUGUAAAUAUUGUGUACACGUAGUCCUCAACUUAUGAACAAAAUUGAGCCCAAAAUUCUU
Messenger RNA from Thamnophis elegans (Western terrestrial garter snake), 5659 nucleotides. RefSeq names its product kinase non-catalytic C-lobe domain-containing protein 1-like. The transcript has 30 exons. Lineage: Eukaryota; Metazoa; Chordata; Lepidosauria; Squamata; Natricidae. The record is from RefSeq and is a predicted model, not a curated record. Gene Ontology annotation, molecular function: guanyl-nucleotide exchange factor activity. Bases 1 to 5511 code for a protein of 1836 amino acids. Gene Ontology annotation, biological process: small GTPase-mediated signal transduction.